Molecule: messenger RNA, 39498 nt
Organism: Xyrichtys novacula (pearly razorfish)
Lineage: Eukaryota; Metazoa; Chordata; Actinopteri; Labriformes; Labridae
Source: the annotation of a GenBank genome assembly
UUUGUGUUUCUGUUGGGGUUUCUUGUUUUUUAGUUUUGUAUAGUGAUAGUCCCAGCAGAACAAUAAAGUUUUAUUUUUGAAUUCUUUUUAAAAAUAUAUGUGGUCCAGAAGGUAGGGAAACACACUUCUCCCCUACAUAUUUUGCACAUGAAUUUUAGAGUUUGUCAGGGCUUUUUUAUUAAGAAAAUCAGAUGUUUGUGACAUAUGAAGUGUUUGAAAUGUUUACUUGUGGAAGCUACUGCAUUGUAUAAAAAAACUGGACAGUGACGAUGCACGCUUUUUCACGCAAUACAACUCUUCUCAGCAUUUAAAAAAAGUUAUUUGUGACCUAGCAAGGAGCGUGGGUGGCAGCAUCAGGCAUGAAAUUUGAUGUUUUUGCUCUCAAAGAAAUUGUUUAUCCAGCUAAACAAUAUUGGCGAGGUAGGCGAGAGAAGGCUUAGCAGGGCUUUUCUUCUCUAGUCUGUGACCAGUUCAGUAGUCACAUUCACCCUAACUUUCUUCUUACGCUGUAUCUAGAAACAUACUUUUAGAUACUCUACAAUGUCACACAUUUUUUUGCAAAAGUUUUAUGGGGGGAAAGCGUCAUGUUUGCGUUGACUAGAGAGGCCUUGGACGAGUGUUAGUCUUCAUCAGGCUCUGGCAGUCUAAGAUAGGGGUGAGUCAAGCCAGCGCAUUGUAAUUCCAGUGUUGUGAAAAAUGUGUUGGAUUGAAACCCUCAUCAGAGGUAAGUGAAUCCAUAUAUUUACUUCUACCAGCUGGGGUAGACGUCAGUAUACCAAACUAGAUUCAAAACUACAGAUUUAGCAAAAAUUUCACACAUUCCCUGAAGGUUCAGAAAGCUACUUCCUCCAAACACAUUAAAAAAGACUGUGUGACUACUCGUAGAGGAGAGUGUAGAACUUGACCGAAACAUUACUUUCAUUAGCCUUUAAUACUCAGGUAAUGAUGACAGUUGGUGCUAUUUUCAUUAAUUUGGUCUGAAAGUGUUCUUCAGACUGUUUGUAUUAUAAGAGUGGCUUCAGUUACUGUAUACCUAAAGGUUUUACAUCUUAACUGGCUUAUUAUGAAUCGCUUUACUUUUGUUGUCAAGCAGAAAUGACGAUAGAAGAUGUAGCAGGCAGCAAAGAUUCACAAACAGCUGAUUCCAGCUCUAACCAAUGCUAACAGGGAGUAGCUAUGAUGCUGCUAAACCAUAGACUGUAUAAACUAUGGACAACUUGGUUCCGCCUUCUGCCACAAUAUAGAUUUGAAGCUGAAAAGCUCUUGGUAAUUUUGUGUUUUUUCUCCACUUCUUGAAACCAACAUUUUGCAGUAGUGUACGCACUCCGCCACUUGCGUAGUAGCAUUGUACACAUUCGGCGGGAGAGUCGCUGUGAUGACGUUCAGCUCAAACAGUGUAUCCCCUUGUGAGCAAAGCAAUCUUGUACGCCCAUGGGCUGUAUCAAGUGUCAAUCAUAGAAAACAUGAACCCCCUAAUAACUUUUAAAAAUGGAGCUGUGCAGAAAAAAAGAGGACCUGAGCACAGACCAAGCUUACAAUAACUACAUGUCAACAUCGCAAGCAUGGGGGAGAACAUUUUAUAUUCUGUGUAAUAAAUUUCUAAAGUUUGUCCACAGCUCUCUUACUCUCUCUCUCGGGGUGGCUUGACCUAGGGAGGAGCAGACACUGUCCAUUCUAUAUACAGUCUAUGUGCCAGACACAGAGGGUGAAGACAUUGAGGAACAGGAUAAAGAGGAGGGUUGUCUGCAUCAACUGCCUCAAUGUUAUCGGACUAUUAUUUUCUUUCUGUGUGAGAUUAUCUGUGAAAAAUGGUUGACUAGGAUUCAUCAGUUUUAGUAUAACGCUCUCCUACAGUGCUGCAUGCACCUUGGUCGAGUUUUUUACUGUUGUGUUCAAUCAGACUGACUGCUGGAUAUGAGAAAAGUGAGUCAUGAACGAGUCAAAGGUCAACCAGGUAGUUGUUCAUUUGUUUACAGAGCUUUGACCUGAUCAGGUCAACCAAUCAGGUCCAGUGUAGAACUUCUCAAUAAACUGUGCUGCAUGUCAAAGGUUAUACAAAUGGCAAACAGUGAUUCAGUUUUUAUGAAGGACAUGUUACCAGUUUAUUUAAUAGUUAUUGAAUCCAGACUUACGAGUUGCAUGGAAAAAAAUACUAAAACAUCUUCAUUCUUAAAAUCUUGUCACUGACCUGGACUUUCCUCCUCUCUUGUCUAUUCAGGCCUUGUGUUGGAAUCCUCACAGCCCCUCCCGAGGAUCAGUCGUGGUUCUGUGUUAAAUGUUCCAGCAAGAAGAAGGACAAAAAACACAAGAAAAGGAAACACAAACCGCAUUGAGACUAUGCAAAAAGCACAUACCUUGGACUCUAUAUAUUUUUUGGACUUAAAGCCAUCACUGAACACUUGUGGCACUGCUGUAAAAUGAAAAGUUUAAAACUGUGGCUGAUGCUAACCUGAUGAUUUUUCUAAUGACAUCAGCCAAGAUGAUUUGUGAGUUGGAAAGAAGAAAAAAAAAAAGGCUUUAACCAGCACAUAACCAGCCUUAGCUCUCACGUGGGGCUCUGUGGUUUCCCCCUUUCACCUGUAAACUGUUUGCUUAUUUUUGUCGUCUGGUGGUUUCAGAUCACAAUUAUAUUUGUAUGAACUGACCAUGACAACAUGUCAAAGCUUGACAAAGCAGAUCCAGAGAACAACCAACAUCCACCCAACAUCCACUGUCUUUAUUUCUGUCCCUUUUGUUCGCCACCAGAGGAACGACCUCACGUUUUUUGCAGUAUCAUGGAAAUGUCAUGUAAAUAAUGAUGAUGGCGUCAGGUGUGUAUAAAUGUGUCAAUAUCAACUUCCAAGCCAAGUGCAUUUUGUUCUUAGGACUCUGACAUAAAUCCAUUUCAGAUAUUGGUUUUUAACUCAAAUGAUUUUCUGUAAUUUCUGUAUAUUUUUUAAAUUUAAAGUUUGUAUUUUAAUUUUUUCUUCAUAUGGAUUUUUCCUGGAGUUAUACUGUAGCUGUGCUUGUAAUGUGAUUCAUUUUGCUGAUAUUUCAAUAUUAAAGAUGAACAGUCUGUGUACGCACAGACUUUAAGAUGUAAAUCUCAUUACCAUCAGAACUGUAUCUACAUUUUCUUUAUUGAAUUGUAAAUCUGAACAAACGUUUGUUCACCCCAGCCUCCUUGUCCCCCAUUUUCUGCCUUUUUGCAUGAAGUACAGAUUAGAAUACUAUUACAAAACCAGUUGCAGAUGUUGACGUCUCUUCUUGCACACAAACAUUAUUCAAGUACAGAAACCCCCUUUUUGCAGCAGUCUGUGUGAUGCAUUAUCCUAGACUGAGAGAGAAAUGUGGGAGAGCUCAACUGUGGGGUGUGUAGGACUGAUUUUUUUGUCUAAAAAUGUCUCCUAUCUGCAAUGGAGUUGUUUUUGCUUUUCCUUCGCUGGCCACAUGGGGUCAUUAUUCAUGCACAAACACUGUGGUAUACCGCACAUGACUGAAAAUGUAUAGACACUCAGAAGGGUCAGGAAAAAAAAACAUCUUUAGGAGUGUAACAGGUGCGUCUUUGUUGAUGCCUGUAGAAUCUUUAUUAUGUAAAGUAUGCCUUUGAGUUAAAGGUGCUGCAGAAAUGCCAUGUUCAAUGAAAAAAACUAUAAGUGACAGCAAAAAUGAUUUACAGCCCAUCAGGAGCUAUUUGGAUUUUUCUUAGAGAAGAAUGCACCAUAAAACUAUUCAGUGUACCUCCCUAGCUGACAGCCGACCAUCCUCUUUAAUAAUGCAGGUUCUUACAUGCCUGCUCUACCUUAGUUUUGCUACUCACAACAAGAACACAACUGUGGUAUUUAUAGUCGAGGGUUUUAUUCCCAGUCAAUACAUUGAACUCUGACAUAUCUGGAUGUUUAUUUGAUUCUUUUCAGUCAGAAGACUGCUGGCUUUCUGCAGAGGUCUAGUUGGUUUAUAUUCCAGCAUAUCAAACGUCUAUUUUGGUGCAAAACCAUUGAAAGAUUCAUAACCAGUAGCAGUGCUUUAAAAUCAAUCCUUUGGCGGGGUGUGCUGUGCAGAGCAGCAGCGUUCUGAAUGAAUCAGAGCCAUUAAAGUUUACCCUACUUGUGGUCAAAGUAUUGAUCAGUUUCACUCAGUCUUGUGCUAUCAAAAUAUUUUGGGGUGGUAGUAGUCCGAUUGCUGUUAAAUGUAGGUCUGCAUACAAGACUGCACCAGCGUCUCCACAAAAACGGAUUUUAGUUUACUCCAAGUGUGUGUUGAUACCAUGUAAUGCAGGCACACCCGCUCACUGACCUGUCUAGUGUCUAUAUUUGGUGAGUAAAGUCACAGAGACUUAUUCAGUAGUGUGCUCCAUUAGAUUUAUAUCAUCGAUUUAAGCUAGGGAGCCCACCUGACUCAUUCACUUUCUCGAGUCCUAAAAUAUUCCUUCUCCUUAUUCAACUAUCUUAUUCUCUCUUUUGAGAGUCUAGUCCGUAGAUGGCCCUGAUGGAAAUCUACUUUGUCUUCCGAUAACACUAAAUCGAAGGGGAAGUGGAAAAAAUGAUGUGUGACCUCCGUAAAAGGGGAAGUAAAAUGACUUCUGCCCAUGCAAAACAAGCUGACAUUUCACUGUGGUGUAGCUCUUUAUCAUACGAAAUGCAGUCGCUCAUGCAUGUCUACUUUGGAUGGACAGAAUUAGACAGGGAGAGUCUGUUAAAUCAGAAAGAAAGCACCAUGGUGAAAUAUUCAUUUUCAAGUAUAUGUUAGAUUUUAGACAAUGUUAUAGUGAAGAAAAAGAGGAGAUUUAGUGUGUAUUAAAAUGUCACGGUGGUCAUAGACAGGAGUAUCCCCAGCUGAGCAGAGUGUAAUGUGCGAACUCCACUCAUGGGCCUCUCUCGCUGUGUCAGUCGCUCUUCAAUCACACAUGCUGGUGUCAGGUCACGUACAGUCAAAGCUUGCUGCUAGCAUCUGUUGGAUCAUAAAUUUUCCCACCCGGUGACGGUAAAGAGGGAGCUGGCACACUGGCAAGAAAAAGGAUUAUGUCUUCAUCUCUUAUUAGGUAAAAAUAUUCUCACCUUACCCUGAUCCAUCAAACUCCACACUUAAGGGCUAUAUGAUACUGUUGUUGCUUUAUCAAAUGUGCUGAUGAUCCGUAAGUGUUUUUUAAAAAGAUAACUUGACACACAGAUAUUUUAAAAGGAUUUGUCCCUAAAGACAUUCUUCACAUGUUUCUUUUGUCCACUAUAUCAAUCUAACUUCUUCAAUGUCAUAUCUUUACUACACACCAAAGAGCACAAUGUGCACCGAGCUGGAACAGUUUCAGGUUUCACCCACAAAAACACAGACAGUAUCUGUUUGUGCUAUCAGUCCCACGGGAGCUCACAAGGGUUAAAAAAGAGAAAGCUGGUGGUUGCUUUCACUCAUCAUGAGAACACCUGCAGUGCUGUUAUUUGACUGAUUACAAGACACACUUGAAAGAACACGAAGACAAACUCAUACUACUUUCUCUUUUAGUGUGAACGUGAACAAGACUGCGUUUCUCUCCACAACCUAAAGCUUUAACAAGUCCACAUCACAGGGCAUAUUUUGUUCUGUUUUAAAAUUGUGAUUUCAUCUCUGGAAUAUCUUUUUCACAUGAACUCUCCAGUGCAAAGCAGUAAUAUGUAGCCCCAUAUUAUCGUACUGAGCAUUUUUUGCACUCUGACAUGUUGGUAGAUCAGAGCAGGAAGAGAGACCUUCGCUUACUCAGUGCUCUGCAUGGCGCCUGUGGCACUGGCAGUCAUACUAAGCAGCAACACACCAUAAAGAACUGGAUUUCAACAUCAGUGUUUAAAAUAUUCAUGUCAGAAGUGAGAGCGGGGCUGAAAUGAAGAGGAUUUUGUGCAACGAACAGAGGAAGUAGGGCCCCGCUCUUCUUAGCUAUGAUACCCACACACACUGACACGACCCUGUUUCAGACGACUUUCCUGCUUAAUGUCACAUCACUUUAACAGGAAGCAACACCUAUGGGAGAAUGAGACCCAGAUAUAAACCCUCCUGGGCUUUGUGCGAAUAAUAUCGUGAUAAGAUUCUUUAAAAUUUAAAUUGGGUUGCAUAAGGAUGGGAAAAUAUGCUUCAAGUGUUUGACAUGAGAGAGCGUGUUUUAUAUUGUUCAGCAGACUAAAAAAUUUACUUUGUCAUUUUCCCCAACUGCACAGCCAGGAGACAGGCAAAUGAGCUUUGUUCAAUGCAAAUUCACACACACAAGAUGUGUCUUUUAUGGCACUAGGUAGUCCAGCCUGUGUACUGGGUUCAAUAUCGCACCGUCAUUAGAUGAUAAGGUUUCCAGGAAUUUGAUUUUAAAGUGGACAACAAUGGUCCUCUCUGGGUCACUAUGUAGAAUUACAUUAUACAUAGAAAUACAUUAGUGCAUUUGCUUUGUGCUCCUAAGUACCUGAAAAGGCCCCUGUGUUGUCCUGUAACAGUCUGUGAAAGUAACCUAUUUUCACUGCAGGUACUUCAGCUUAAAUAAACUACAGUUGACAAUAAACAAUAUGGGUUAUGUAAAAAUCUGUUCUUUUUUAACACGACUGAAAAUGUAUUUUCCUCAUAUCCCAGCAGGUUAAAUUAAGCCCAGUUCCUUCUGAUAUGAGGUUGUCAGAGAAAUUUCUGUUUCAUUAUGAAUCGGCUGACUGAAGGCCAGUGACAUCCCCGAAGGCUAAAUGGAGACAGUUAAAUUAUUUGUCCAUUGUAUGUGCAGGUGCACAAUUAUAAGCAGAGAGGUGAGUGUUUUAAGUAGUUAUAAUAUCCUUAUUUUUAUAACACCGGAUUACAAGAAGCAAACCUUUCUUCAGCCUUUAUGUGGAGCAGUUCCCUGAUUCCAGUACAUGCCAACAUGCACAGAAGCUUGCCACUGAACCAGGACUUGUGGACAAGAUUUUGUAUUAACUGUGUCAUUUCCCCUAAUUUUUCCCAAUCUGCCAGUAGGAAUAAAUCAUUCAUGUUCGAUUUCCUGAAGUUUCCCUAAUAUGGGUGUCAAUUAGUGCAAGAGGGCUACUGUGGCCACGGCUUUACAGCCUACAAACUGGGCUGCUGCAGGCAACACAAUGCAUUAGCGCACGAUGAGCUGUCAGAGGAGAUUAUUUCAGCCACGCCAGUCAGCGAAGGGGGUGGGCGCCGCUCUGCUGCACUAAACUGAGGAGAAAGAGUGGGCGGGAGACAAGAGAAAGGGAGAGAAACACAUAGAGGAAAGAGGGAAAGAGAAGAAAGUGUCCAUUACACCGGUUGGAUUUUUCCAGAGCACCGAUGUUGGAACAUUCUUCUGAGCUGGCUCUGGUGCAGAGUUUGUAUGCCAACAGCAUGCGCUGUCCCCCCUCUGCGGCCGGGAUAUCUGUCAGGAAUGAGGACCUGCCUAUGAGGUACGUUGAGGUUGGCCCCUCAUUCAAAUCUGGGCUGGCUUUUGUGGAGCAGCCCGUGUUUGGACUGCUUCUUUGUCUGGGCUGAAUAUUUUGAUAGAAUGUAUUGUUUCCAGUUGAGGCGUUCUCACAUGCUGUGACUGUGUGAGUGUGGGCAGGGUGGUGUUCCUCUGCUUGUCCCCAUAGGUUUUAAUUUUCCAGGAACCCAUGAAAUAUCUCUUUAAAAUGAAUGAAUAUGGAUGUUUAAAUCAUUCACAUAUUCACUCAACAAAAAGGAUUCAAUCAAGAGGUGGUUGAUUUGGUUCAAAUUGUUCUGAAAUACAAAAAUCAAUUCCUUAUAGGGUUCUGGUGUCAAUUUAUUUACCUCACUCCUCUUGCUAAGUCCCAGGAGGGCUAAGAUGCUGGCAUGAACUGCAAAUAAAGCAAAGAUGAAUGUGUCAGUAAUGCAGGUGUUGACCACUGAGAAAUGCAGGCCACUGAAAAAUACAACAUGUGAUGAGAUAUCUCCCAAAAACCCUCCCCGGCCUAACUGAAAACAGCAACAACAAGAGAUAUGAGAAAUCUUGAAAAGAACAGGGUGAAACAUUCAGAUCUACCACAGAAUUUGCAUUGAUUUAAAGGAAGUGCACCCUGAUAAGACAGUGGUAUCGUGUUAGCUCAGUACAUCUUGACACAGUAGAAGUUCUCUCCAUUUUGAGAGCUCUUUAGUUGGUCGCCAUUCUGCAAAUGCUUUCACAAAAAGCUGGGCUAUGAAGAAGUGCACCACCAAGUUCAAAGCGACACAUUCAAAAAGAAGGGAUGCGUCUCACUUGGGUUUGAAGCUGGCCUAUUUUUACACUGUGCUGUUUUGUCACGAAGAGGGUGCAAAUUCAAACUACUGGAUGAUGAGGAUGAGCGAGAAUGAUUCAAGUUCCACUACAUUCAAGAGAAAACAUUUGAUGUAAACAACAAAAGCAUGGUACAUGGGGAGGAUUAUGAUAGGAUUACAGUAGUGAUAAUCUCAGAUUAAGAAUAGGAGGCUAGUAUUAGAAGGUGCCAGCAACUAGACAUCAGCCUCUGGAAUUCAAUCCAAAAAAAUCUCUUCGAAAUGCAAAGGAGAGGCAGUGCCAAAUGGUAAAAAUAAACUAAAACUGUGCUGUGCGAAUUGCGCAUACCCACAAGGAAAAGAAAAGAAUCCUGCUUCUUUUAUGUCAAAUAUAUUCAAUAAGAUCCCCUGAGAUCUAAUUGAGUCAAAGGAAAUAUGUGGAUGCCAUGGAUGGGAUGACAUUAUUGUGUUUUUCCCUCAUCCUAAUGAAACCUGAUUCUCCAGAGAGGUUUAGACUAGUUUUUUAUAGCAGCCCCUCCAGCUUAAUGCUAAUGCAUGUUGCAAAGUGGGCUCGUCUGCAUGUAUGGCAAAAUAGGUCGCAUAUGACAUUAUGCAUACAAGCCUCUUUUAGGCACUGUUUACUGGAGCAUACUCUACACCGGAGCCAAGUUUAAAUUGCCAUGGAUACAAGGAUUAGGUUGGAUCUCAUGAAUAGGAUGUUUCUUAACCCUGCUAUGAAUAAUAUUUUUGGAUUUUGCAGCUGCUGGAGAAACAAUAAAUUGGUUUGAUAAUUAGGCCCUUCGCUGUGGCACACACACACACACACACACACACACACACACACACACACACACACACACACACACUCAUUAAGUGUAGAGGCCUCGCCCUCCAAGUCCAGCCCAACAAAAGAAGAUAGGCUCCCCCUCCCCCAGGGAAACGACAGCCCGGCACAAAGAGGAACAUGACCUGUGACCCUGGGGGAAAGCAACACAGCAAGAAUAACUGCUAUAUAAUCGUCUCAAUUUGGACUGGGAGAGAUUUACAGACCCAUCAACCUAACCGUAACAAUCUGUUAAUAGUCUUAAUUAUGGACCCAAUCAGUUUAUAAAACGGUCUAAUACAGGCUCCUGAGAGACGACAGAAAGAGGAGCAGCAAAAUUAGCCUCGAUGGUAAUGAUAUGAGAGGUAUCUUUGGACAUUUUAAAUUUCCUUUUCAUACUUUGUCAUUCAGUUAAUACUGAAAACAUUCAAUACAAACGAGGAAAAACCUCAAACAUAUGAAUGAAAAAGGAGCAGAAAGAAGAACUCUUAUAGUCUGCCCCUCUUUCAUAAUGAAAAUGAACAAGAGCUGCAGGCCAACAUGCCUUUUUACAGUUCAAUACUUCAAAAACAACCCACAAAUUGAACAGAAAAGACCACGUUAAUUCACAUUUUUUCACAACACAAACAUACCAUGACUUAGAUUAACACAUUUCAUGGAUAAAAUUUGAUUUAGAUUCUUAAGUUUCUUUCUCCACAAUCACAUUCCUCUCACUAUAACACUGUAAAUAUCUCUACCAUUGGUGCUUCUAAACUGUAAACUCAUCCCCUGACUCACUCCUCUUCAAAUUAGGGCCUGAUCUUGCUUUAUCCUGCAAAAUAAUCUGUAAUUUUGAGCUCAUGAAUUCACAGCAGAUAAACCUUAUGAACAACAGGACCGAUAAAGUGUCCACUAGGACACCACGUGCCUGUCCCUGUGGAGAUAUUACGGUAAUUUUACAUGUAGCGGGGUAGCAGGAGCAGCAGCAGGAGCAGGAGCAGCAUGGUUUUAGACUUUUGUUGAAGGAGAAGCCACGCCUCUAGUUUGCUGCAGCUCCGUGUAUGUGUAUGUGUGUGUGCCGCCGUGCCGUGUGACAGCGGCUCGCCUCAUUUUACUUCAGACGGGGACCAGAGAGGGAAAUCAAGAGGAAGAAAUAAGGCGGAUAUUGGUGCCCUCUCUCUCUCUCUCAUGCAGUUUUGAAGUAGACGCCCCCUCCCUGCACCUGUUCUGCUCCGUCUUGUGGUCGGAGUUGAGCCUCUUGCGAGUGAGCGGACGUCGCCUUUCAUUGUUAGAUAGCUCGACGUUGUUUUGAGCAUGACUUCGACGUACAACCUGGAUUUCCACCCUCUAACCGAAAGUCGGUUAUUGACUUCAGGCGACACAAUGUAAGUAAACAAACUAGAGGUUAGGCUUUUGCGUGCGUGUUAAAUUUACAUUUGUUACAUUUUUUAACAAAGACAAACAACACAGUUCAGCGAGUUGGGAGUAAGCUAACGCUAGCUUAACUGGCAACUGGGAUGCUAACGUUGCUAAUCAUGACGGUACGCUUACCUGGAGUUUGAGUAGUUUGUUUAACUUAGAGAAAACAAGACACGUUACUGAACAUCAAAGUCUGUUAAAUACACAAUCUCCAGGGUGGAAGACUGAGCACACACCCUGUUUGCUAACACUUCUCACUCAAACCGACUAAGUAAAUUCAGGUGACGGUGUCGGAUAUAAGGCGCGCUACAUUAGUCAAGUGACAUGUGCUUCCGGAGAGAUCACACGGCUCGGUAUCAGCGAAAAGGGGGAAAAACACCAUCGAUAGUUCUCAGAAACCGCUCUUGUUUGUGUGAAUUCACAUGUACGAAGCGCUGAUCCGGGAGUCUGGAGUUGGUUAAAUCCUGCACAACUUUACGUUGACUUCAAACGGCUUUAAACGGUCAGUCACCAACCGACGGGUUUACGUGGGUACGUUGAGUAAUAACGGGUAACCACGUUAACUUUUAGUUUUCACGUACUGUGUUUUAAUGCCAAAGGGGUUUGUUUUGAGAUUUAUUUCGUGAACAGUUUUAAUAACCAGCACACAGCGGGCUAUCGGCUCGACUGGACUCCCUGACCCUCCCUGGCUCUCUCCCUGCUAGCGGCUAAUAUCGUUAGCCUCAGCUGUGGUGUCCUCGUCCAUGUUGAGUGGAAGGCUUCUUGCUUAACGGCAGAAAAAAACACGUGGUUUGCUACAUUAUUGAGCCAUUAAUGGAAACCUUGUGACAGGACAUGUAAACAAGGAGGGGGGGAACAUUCGCCAAGCACAGAAAGUGCAUAUUACGGCCGUGCCUCGAUCGAGCAAGUCUGACAAAAACAUCCCCUAGCACCGCUGCUUGCUCAUGUGUUUUAGCAUUUUAAAAAACAGUUUCAGAUUAAGUGAAUUAUUUUUAAAAUCGUUUUAAAUCCAAGUCUAGCAUUUAGAAAAAAUGACACCUUUAUUUUCCAGCAAACUGUCAAUAACUCAAGGAAAUAGUACAUUCUUAAUCCUUCUUCCACUUCAAGUUUACCUCUUUUAGUAGUUUUGUCAUGAAGACCGGGUAGGUGUGGUUGGUUUGGUUCACUGCAGGGACAGUAUUUCCCACUCAUUACCGCUAUUUUCACCACUAGUGUAUUGUGAAACUAUUGAUUAACAAGGAGGAAACAUUUAAAUUAACCGUACUUCAAAAACUGAAAUGCUGAUUUAAAAUAGUAAGUCAUGAAAUAAUAAGAUUUGAGGCAUAUUUUAUCUCAAAAAUUUGUCUAUAUUAGGGCCUGAUCAAUAUGGAUUUUUUGGGGCCGAUACCGAUUGUUGGGUGGGGGGGGUCUGAUUAUCGAUUAAUCGGCCGUAUUUUACUUUUUUUUUUUUAUGAAGUUUUAAAAUUUUGUUAAUUUAAGUAAUAUAUCUACAUAUUCACUUAUAACAAAUUAUUAACAAAUGGCUGCUUUUGAGCCUUUCAAACACUUCUUCAAAGAAUUAAAGGGAGAAAACUCAUUUUAAGUCCUUUUUAUUGCUAAAACAACUGUACUCAGUUACUCGGUAAUGUUCCACGUAAUUAUCAUGAAUCAACCCCCCACCCCCGAUCGGUGCCUCCGCGUCUUAACUCACGUUACACAUUUCCGGUCCGGUCUCAUCCAGAGACAUGCAGCUGCCUCAGUAAGAGAAGUAGCUCGAUCACGUAAUGUGUACUGUUGUUUAUUCUACCGUCAUUGGUACGGCUAACAAUGUAGCAAGGCUAAUAGUAGAUGGCUAUCUCUAACUUUAGCUUGCAUAUUACAUGGUGCUUCACCGUUAACUCUGUGUGAAACUUGUUGACUUAUUGUCUACUUUACAAACUGGUUUAUUUACCGUUGAGGCGGACCACUCUCCUCUGUGCGUCCCUGAGCUACCUGCUUCAGAUCCGUCACUCUGCUGUGCUGUGAGGUAGUUAGUGGAUGAAGAUUGUCAUGAGGUCGCUGCGUCAUCUACAGGAUAAGUCGGGGAACUUUUCAAAUGGCGGAACAUUUUCGAAGUGAAAAUGGAUCUUAUUCUCCGUAUUUUAUUGCUGAAAAUAUCGACGAAAAUUGGUGAGUUUUGGCCGAUUACCGAUUAGUCUCAAACGUCUUAAAUUGGCCGAUUUAAUCGGCUCGCCGAUUAAUCGGUUGGGUCCUAGUCUAUAUAUAAGUGUCUGUGGGUAAUACUGUUCUAUUCGGCAAUCUCAACAGUAGUAAUAAAGUAGAAUGAUUGGUUGUGGCACUAGCUUUCACCUAGGCCUGGGCAAUAUGUGAAAAAGUUUAUCAAAAUAUAUAUAUCACAAUAUAAAAAAUUAGAUUUAACAGUGCUCACUGGUGGCACGUUUUUUGCAAUACAAUAAGCAACUGCAUCUGCGAGGUUUUUGUGUCUCUUUGACGUUUUGUCGUAAGGCGUUGCGCUAGAGAAAGCGGACUGAACGGUCGGCUGUUUCAGCUGCCCAGAUGUAAUUUGCAGUGCAUAUUACUUUGUUUCAUGUCCGACCUCAAAAAAACAAAAUACCUCCACAACACUGAUGUUUUCGUGCCAUUGUUGUCGACAAUGUCUGUCGGGGGUAGCACUCAUUUUCUUGUUUUGGCACAUGAUUGGUUCAGAGCGAAGCGAACCUCGAGCAACUCCCUUUUUCACUGGCUUUUUGUAUAGUCUACUAAGACAUGGCAGAAUGCUGACUAUUGAAAAGGAUUUUGACCAUGUUUUAUAUUGAUAUUGAGGGGAAAUUUAAUUUUCGAUAUAUAUCGUUAUCGUUUUAUCGCACAGCCCUACUUUCAUCUUAAGCCCAAAUUCAUCAGUGCUUUUGUAAUAAUGAGCAAUGUGUCCAAAUAACAUUUACAUUUUAUUAAUUUUACAUUAUUAUUGGAUUGUGUUUAAAGCACAUCUUAGCUGUGUUACUUAGGGACCAGUUGGUUGGUGGUUUUCUGUUCCCAGCUGUAUUUGAUUGAUUUAUCCCUCUUGAUUGUUGACACUAAGAGUGACUAUCAGGGCUUAAGUGUGAUCCAUUGGCAGCUCAUCCAGCCAUAGUGCAAUGUCAGUAAGCUGAGCGUCACAGUGAUCCCUUUUGUUGUGGCCGGUGAGCUGUUGAUCUGUAUAGUGUUGUAUCUUGGCACAGGGUCUUAAGAGCUGCACGAGCCAGCUGUUUGUAUUUCUCACCUCUCUGUGAGGGUGGCAACAACGGUGGUAUAGCAUGAGUUGCCAGUGCAGCCAGAUGUUGAAACCCAAGAGAGUAAGGGGGCUCUGAUCUGGCCUGUCACCUGUUUUUGGGCUCCUGCUGCUAACUUGGCACAGUGUGAAUUACAAGACUGACUGUCCCGGAGCUGCAUGCACGGCCUUUAGAGAACACUCAUAACCAUGUCCUGUAUGUGCAGUAAUGUGAUUGAAGGUUGAGCAAAUUCCACUGCAAGCUUUGCAAACAUAACAUAUUGUCAGGCAGAGUUGCAUAAGACACAUGCACUAACUGUAUCUAUGAUGUAGUCAGUACUGUAUGACUGCUGAGUUACUGACACAGUCCACACUCUAGGAAUUUAAAAGCGGCAAAUAAGCAGUGGUAUGUCUGCGUUUCUUAUUCUGACAAAAAUCAUCAAUCUGUAUAAUGGUUAAAGCUAAUGCACUGUCCAGCACAGCAUACAUGUGACCUAGAAGCCAGCAACUACAGCCCACAUCAAGUGCAAUCAGCCAUUUGGUUGAAAAAGCCCUUCUCGAGUGGACAAGUCAAGAGUAGCAGUAAUGGACUGAAUUGAGAGGAUGUGACAAUAGGAGGACCUCUCUUUUUGAAUUGAUGCCUUUCUGAAGCAGAAAGCUUCUUUUAAUCAUAGAGGCUGUUUCAGAAAUUCUAAUUAUACAGGAUUUUGAGUGACAAUUUCAUGCUGUCGUUCGUAUGUUAUCCUCAAAAAAAAAAGGGGAGCAAUACUGUGACAAUACGCUUCGCAGGUUUCUCACUUUCUGAGAACAAACCCUCCAUAUCUAAUUAUCAUUAUUGUAAAAGACAAUGUUUGAAAAGCGGUGAGAAUCGUUAUUUACAGGAUUUUAAAAAAUAUUUGAUGGACCUGCAAGCAAUUGGAUAUAUUAUAACUGAAGAUAAUUAGAUUCAAGACAGGCAGAUUACAACAUAUUUACCAUUUCAGACAUUUGAAGAUGAAAAAAUGAUCUUCAGUUCAUUAAAUGUGAAGUAGUUGUUGCUUUUCUUAUGCAGCAGAAUGCAGAGCUUUUCAGUUCGGGGCUUGUUCAACAGGAAGCAAUUGGAGUCUGUCACCUCAGGGUGUUAGAAAAAAUGUUGUGCAUUGUUAACAUUUUUGUAGAUUUUAAUGGGCUAAAGCACACAUUUAUAAGAAUGAUCACAGAUAAAAACAAUUGAUGUCAGCCCUAUAAAUAAGUGCCCAUAAUGUGGGAUUUGAUUAACAAAGAAGAGAUUUCUGACACACAACAGCAAAAUUAAAAUAUCCUGUGUUUAAUAAGGCAGUGGUGGGAUGUAUUAGUGAAAGCUGUUCUCUCUAACGCAGGUUUAGAUAAUGGAUGACUUAGUAAGCCAGGGAAGUAAGCACACUCUGUCAAAGUAAUCAAGUGUAAUUGCUGCUUUCAGUGCGCUGUUUGUCUCUUCAUUUAAGAUGCAGCAGUAAGGCGGCUGCCUGUUCUGGUGAGCUCCACCUGAAGAUUUAAAUUCAUGCUCAGUCUGACACUGCAGCAGGCAUUAGAUGAAUUUAUUCACUUGGAUGUUUCUCUGUUCCUUCACACGGGCUUUACUUUAGCAACGUCAUCCAUAACCGCCAGGGACUCUUGGUGUGAUUAUGGAGCUAAUGGGGCGGGCCUUGUCAUCAGAUGCUGGCCGUCUGUUAACAUGCAGCCUAUUCAGAGGCUGAUUGAACACGUCUGUCUUCAUCAGGGGAGAUACAACAAUGAAAUCAGGCCAUAUUGAGCUGAAUUGGAGUUAAUUCCAAAGGGGGAAUAUUUUAAUAACUUCUCGUCAGAACCAUAAUAUGCUGAUUAGGGUCUAAACGCUGUGUGGAAAUCAUGUAACACAAGUCUCCUGCUUGGCUCCUGGUCUUGAGCGCCAUUCCUCCUCAGCCGCCUUAUUCGUUUCAACCUGGGCAUAGAGCAAGCGAAUCCUACUCAGUGGUCUCCCAGCAAAUGUUUUGUAAAUCUUCCUGCUGAUUUCCGUGACGGCUUUUGAAGUUAAAACUUAAAGCCUGUCACAAAGAUAUUUUUAAACCAAGCUUAUGAAACGUUAUUCAACUUGUCAUGGAAUAUUCAGUGUCUUUUGUUGUAGGGGAGAAAAAAAGGAGCUAGAGCAAGAGAGAGCCUUUAUGCCGCACUUGACAGCUGUCAAAGAUAUUACUCAGGCAUUAGAGGCAUUCUGUGUUCUAUUGAAUCAGCUUAUAGGGCCAUUGGUUUCCUGAAAGAAAAAGUAACUUGUGAUUUUUUUUUCUGAAGGUUUUAUGAGCAAACAGCUGUUGUAGCUGACUGAUUUUCCUCUCUCUUCAGAGACAUCACAAGUGUCCAUGUGAACUUUGACUUUGUUUUAAUCCCCUAUAAAGGAUGACAGCAGUCAGCUGUGGGUUGCCAAAACAGCCCAAGGCAAAAGAGUUCAAGUAUAUUACUGAAAACUGGGCGAGUUUCAUCAUCGGGCUGUGUUGCCCCAACAAGACUUGUUUGAUCAUUAUAAUAAUUAGCAGAACAAAUCAAAGUAUUAAGUGGCAAUUGGCUGAAUAAACUAGGUGGAAAUGGCAGAUGAUGUAGGUAUUUUUAAAACUCAGUAAUCACUGAGUUUUUCUUAAUAUAAUAUCCGCCUUUUGUUUUUAAAUAAGGAGCAAGUCUCCCUCCAUGAAGGCAGCCAUCUUGCAAUGCCAUGUUCCUACAGUGGGAAAGAACAGACAAACCGGUAGAGACCCUAAGGCUGUUUGUAUUUGCUUAGAAGCUGCCGAAAAAGCUAUGUCUAAAAGAGCAUGGCUGAUGUGCAAAAAGAACGUGCUGUGUUGAUAGGAGUUUUUGAUCGUAAUAAAAAAUGAAAGAUCAUAUUUGUCACGCAUCACAGCAGCCUUUUGUCCUCAAAUGCCUCCAUUUCUGGAGGAGCUUCACCAAUGAGCAGAGGGGCAAUUUCUUCAGAAUCCAACUGCUAGUCGUCCCCAAAUGUUUCCCCUUUUCACACUUUACAAUUAAAGUGUAAAGCCUAAACAGAACCCUAAUAGUCAUGAAAGAACGUGAAGCAGUGAGGCUGCUUACCAUCAGCAGCAGUGACAAAAUAAAAUCAUGUGCCAUGUGGUGUUGCUAUGACCCCUGAUGGUUUAGGGAUGACUAAUGUCCAAAUGCACAAUGCUGAGCUUUCAAAAAUGCAUUACUAGGCAAAUUGGCCAGCUUUCUAUUAUGGGCACAGCAAAGGUGUCACUGGCAUACUUGCGCGGUCAGGGCUCACCAACAGGACGCACACAUGCAUUAGAUAAAUCACCUGUUUUUUUAUGGGUGGUGCAGCGGAAAGCAUGCAACUGUCACUGCUCUGGCUCUGAAUGACUUGUCAGCUGCUUCAGGGCGUCUUAGAGCAUGAGGAGCUGCCACAUUGCACGGCUGUUUGUGGAAGCUCUGCGAAAGACUUCAUCGCUACAGUCAGGGAGCACUCUGCUGGCUGCUGGAAGGAAGGAGAGCUGUGACAGAAUUAGAAACAACAUUUCUGAGUCUAUCUUUAAAUCAUUUAAAGCAAGAUGAAAAAUGUGCUUACGCUGAUAUAAAGAGAGAGGAAAUAAUGUCCUUUUGUUGGUAUGAAUAACUGAUAAGUCAUCACUGAAACUAUCAUUUUAAUACUGCUCGUUUACUGGACAAAUUGUGAGCAGAUUUUAGUCUAACUUCUCCAAAAAUUGUUAUUGUGAAACUCGUCGACUGUGUUGUUAAGGAUGUAUGUCAGCAGCUUUCAGUUGACGUAAAGCCACAGCUAUGUUCAUAUAACAUUACUCUGCUUCAUGGCUUGGCACUUGUCAAGUGAUAGAUAAUACUUUAUGUCAGCAGGUGUAACUUUAUAAACUGGUAUGGAUACAGAUGCUCAUAUUAAGCUGUCAUGUUGAUGUAUCUUCUUAGUAGACCUGUAAAGGAAUCAUCCGACAUUUUGGGUCACGAUUUCAUAGAGAAUUUGAUGAAAAUCUUGGUUUCUUUUUAAGCUGUGUGACCAUCUUACUUAGAGCACAGAUGGAUGACUUUUACCAACUUUGGACUCAGAGACCAUCUACUCCCCAGUUUCCAGUCUUAAUAAAAAGUCAAGGCUUCACAUGUACUUCAACCAUUUGGCCAGAUCCAUAAGCAGCAUUAGUUUGUUUCUAAAAAUAUGUAUUUUCACAUUGAUCAGGAAUCUACAGCAAUUUCAACUUGAAAUUAGGGCUGAGCGAUAUAGGGAAAAGUUUAUCAUGAUAUAUAUUUUUCAUAUCAGUCGAUAUCGAUAUAUAUCAUGAUAUAAAAAAUUAAAUUUAACAAUGCUUUUUGGUGUCGGCUCCAUGUUUUACAGUGCUGCUACUCUGAGUUGUUUGCUACUUGGUUCUAAUUCAGCACAUGAUUGGUUCAGCGCACAGCGGACAUGGAGCAACUCCCCAUUUCAUUGGCUAUUCGUAUAGUCUACCAAAACAUGGCAGAAUGUCAACUAUAGAAAAGCAUAUUGACCAUGUUUUAUACAGAUAUCAAGGGAAAUCAAUUUUUGAUAUAUAUCGUUAUUGUUUUAUCGCCCAGCCCUAUUUGAAAUGCUGCUUUAAUUUUGGCAUCGUUUUACAUUCUGUUUCAACUAGUGUACCGUAGUCAUCAUCUACUGUACAGUGUAUACUGUGUAGGUAUAAGGCAGCCCAUUCAGUGAUUAGAUUUUAUCGCUUCAAUUUCUGCAACAUAAGUGAAAUUUUUUCAGUAAUAACACUUUGUUUGGUAGCAGUGGCUACAGAGGCUGACUAAUAAGUAUCGAUGUUCCACACUCUGUCAGCUGUCUUGAGCUUUAGAGACAAUGCACAGCUGCAGGGUGUCUUAAGCAUUCAAUGACUAUUAGACGCUUUCAAAAGAGUUUAUCUCGUCCCUGUUAUCUGGUUUGAACACUCUGACAAAAUUCCAGUUUUUAAAUGUCGUCUGCUGCUUUUCAUGGCCAGAUUUCAUCAAAGAGUCCUCAGCAAAAUGGCGUCAGGAGUGCCACAGGCGAAACUGGAUAAAUGGUGUCACCCACCAGUGAUGUGGCCUUAGCAGACAUAGCCUUCGAUGUGUUGCAAAGCAUCACUCUGACUUGGCCCAUUGUGCUGUAGAGGAACGGUGAAUAGUGUUCUCCAGCAGGGGGGAACAAUAUGUGAUUGUUCCCCUGCUGUGGUGAAGAAGCUGUAGGUUACUCUCUGUACCAUCGCCAAUGCGCCUAAGGAAGAGAUGCAGUGCAAAAUCUCUGUCUGGUAACCAGGGAUUUUUGGAGGUUUACAGCUCUGCUCUGCUGUUUUCAUUUGGCUGUCGGAGCUAGCAGGAGAGGGGUACUCACCCUUCACUUGGUGGAGAGACAUUUUUGUUUCACUGGAGCGCUUCUUUCUUUUUCAUUUUUCUUUCUGGGCCUGUUUAUAAAUUAUUACUUAAAUGUAUUGACAACCUCCUGGAAAAGAAAACCACUCUUUCUGCGGCGUGGAGCUGGAUUUUAGGAGAAGAAACUGAAGUGUAAUUUAUUAGCAUGUCAUUUAAGUCCCUCAAGGAGUUUGGUGUUUCCGCAGAGCGACUGGGCUCAAUUUGUAAGAGAUGGAUGGCUCGGGUCCAAAGGUUUGUGUGUAAUUCUGAAUUUUUUUUCAGUCUAUAUUUUAAAAUGCUCUUUCCAUCACAAUUGCAUGACAAACUAAUAGUCUACAAUAAGUUGUGUUUCAGUCAUGUGUUGUGUUUGUGGUCAGUGGCAUAUCUUGAUCUCUUUUCUGCUACCAUUUGUGCAUUGGGGGGUGAUACUAUUUUUCUGAAUGGAAUUUCUCCCAUCCCACUCUGUGAAUGGCUGAGUCCACUUCUUCAUUCCUGGUUUCUAGCACCUCAAGUCCCUGUCAGGAGGUGUUUGGGUGCCUGAUUUUGUGUGAGUGAGACAGAGGUGCUGGAGUCCUAGGUACACUGGUGGGUAUUGAUUCUCUGUCCCCGAGGCUCGUCUCAGAAGAAAAUGUCACGAUUUAGUAUUUCACCCUCCUCAAUCGUUGCUCCUCUAACCAGACCACCCACUUUGUUGCUUGAAGUUUUUUUCCCCGUUUGGAAUUCCAAGCAGUGAAUUGUAAACAAAAUAAUGUUGUAGCAUCUACUUCAGAGCACAAAUGUGUGGCACCACACUAGAAAGAAUUCCUGCUUCAGAAUCAUUUAGUUGCUUGGUAGACAUUUUGAUAUUUGAAACUAAAUGGAGCACACUGUUUCCUUUUGACGUUUACCACUGCGAAGUCCAUGUAAUUGAACAUUAUUUGGCAUUAUCGCAGAAUGUUUUAUUGUACCUCACACAUUCUACCUGUGCUUUGCCAGUAAAAUAAGAACGACUCUUGGGGUAGGCCAAUUUGUUUAGCUACAAGAUGUUUUAGUUACUGUCAAAACUAACUAAUGUGCACUAUCUAUUAUGAAGCAUGUGUUCUUUAAAAAAAGCUUUGUUUCUCACUGCUAUACAGUGUUUUUGUGGUUCACUACAAACCCAAGCACAACAGUCACUAAACUAGAUAGGGUAUGGCCCUGCGACUAUCAGACCCAUGGUCAAUGUUAUCGUCAAGAAUUUGGAACAUCACAGUACAGAAAAUAUUUGGCUUGUUGCCCAAACAGUCUUCAGCUUUUUUUAAUUGUAAAUAAAUAUUUUAAGUAUUACACAUGAUCGUUAAAAUGCUUAUCAGAAAGGCAAUCGGUUCAAAAAGUGAACAGAAACUAAACAGAACCUGUUUUACGUCUUAAAAAAUGUUAUCUUUCACUGACUGUAGCUGUUUCCUACUUUGAAACGCUAAUAACCCCCCCGACCCUUUUGAGAGCAGAACUGGUUUUGCGUGUCUUGUAACUUCUUUAUUUAAUUAACUCAGUUACACACUCAGCUGUUUGCACCCUCUAACAGACAAAUGUCACUAAGCAUAGAGGUUUUCAAAUUCACCAGAACCACUUUUACACAGUUGUUACCAUCAGGAGGUCCUCUGAUCACACCCUUUUUAUAGUUCAAGUUAAAUACACAUUUGCUGCCUCAUUCUAGACAUAUAAAAAACUCUAAUCUGUGCAUUUUAUUUUCUGUUUACUACAUUGGUUUCUUCAGGGCUAGAGAAGCUCUUGUGUGAACGUGUUGGACCCUAUGUGAUGCUACAGCGUUUAUAAGCUCAGGAGUGAUCUUGUUAUCCCUAGUACAAACUAAAAAUAGUAAUGUGAGGAUUUCUUUCUUUUCUUUUUUUCUUAGCAACAGCAACGGCAGCAAGAUGAACGGAUCACUGGAGCAUCUGGACCAGCCAGACCCAGACUCCAUCAAGAUGUUUGUGGGGCAGAUCCCACGCUCCUGGUCGGAAACAGAACUUAAAGAGCUUUUUGAGCCCUUUGGAGCCGUGCACCAGAUUAACAUCCUUCGUGAUCGCACCCAGAAUCCCCCUCAAAGCAAAGGUAAGUCCACAGAAGCUGAUGAACACUGGACAUGCUUCAUGUUAGUCAUGUCAGACACAAGACAAAUCCAGACAAUCACAUAUACCAGUCUGCAGAAUCCUGUUAUUACAUUAACCAUCACAUUUCAGCACAGCCCCCCUGAGGCAUCACAGUGUUACUUGAGUGUGCACAAAAUGCAGCUGUUUGUCCUCACAGAUGAAAUGAUUCAUUCUUUUGUAACAGGGUUUAAUUGCCUUUUUUUACACAACCCCCGUCUAAUGGAGUUACUUUUUGGUUUAUUUUGCAAUACUGGCUUAAAAGCAGCAUUGUGUAAAGGAAAUACAACUCAACUGCCAUUUUCCAUUAAGACAUUUAUCGACAUGCUCAACGUAGAAAUGGUGCUCAAGUUUACUGAUUAAGUUUAGGCUGCAAUUAGAGGAGACAGUAAAGUGGGAGCCCGCUGUCUGCAGAGAGCUGCAAAGUGCCGCUGAAAGUGCUCAGCCUCCCGUAACUAACUGCAGGUGAAUAAAGUAAACGACUUUUUCCCUGAUGCUACUGUCCAGGUUUAACAACAUCACCCAAAUUUCAAUUCCCUUGAUGGUUGGAUGGCUCCCUGUGGUUAAAGGCGCUAAUCCACUCAAGGUUUUAAAUGUUUUAGGACACAGUGUGAUGCUGGAGUUUAUGACUGAAUACAAAACUGUCGUGGGCUACCAGUGGUUUAUUGGUCACCUAAAGCUGGACAAAGCUGUUACAGGCUAGUCGGCUGGGCUGCGGCCAAAUGUCACCUGUAGUUCACAGAAUGUGUGACUGAUAAGAAGCAGUGCUGCUGAUGGUCAGUAUAAUGACCCGUGGAGAGGAUCUGAGAGAGUGUUUUCAUUAUCACUCUUGUGAAAAUGUGAUUCUACCCAUUUAUGGUUUCAUUUGAUUUGGUUUGGUUAAUAUGCACUUUAUUAUAAGAAAGUUAUAUAGAGAAAAUAAAUCACAGCUGCAGAUGAGGUAGUAACCCACGGAAGGCUCAUUUUAAGACCUCACCAGGAGAGAGAAACUGAAAUAGUUAUUUAAUAAAAUGUCAAUUCAUAAAGAUAGAUUUUACAUAAAGCUUUUUUGUGAGCAUUAAAAACAUGAAAUAGAGCAAGGGAACACACACUGUAUAUCGACAUCAUAGCACACAUAACAUAAGAGCGGGAUAAUUCAGUUUUGACAAUUUACCAAGAACCAUCUCUGACAGUUCAGCACAUCAGAGUCUAGUUUUGUAUCUCGACAAAGAUUUUUCAAGAGGCGGAAAGUACAGCCAGUCCUCCUCACAUAUUACCUCUCCUGCUGGAGGGAGAGAGAGGCCAGAAACAUUGUUGCCUCUGAAACAAGGACAUGUUGACAUGUUGUCCCAUAUUUUGUUAUGUUGGCAGUAAAAUUUAAAAAACUGGGAUUUCUUAAUUGCAUCCAAUCGAAUCAAGUAUGGCGCAUGUUGUUUGUAUUGUGCGUUUGUGUUGAUAUGUACAUUUGUGUCAACAGAACCUCGAUGUUCAAAAGUUCUUUAAGAUAUUUACUUUGGAAUAAAAUAGAAUAAAGGAGAAUAUCUAUUUUUUCAGUGUUUUCCCUCUUCACCAAAAAUGAACCAAGACUCCUUAAACCAAACCAAACUUUUUUUUGUUUCAUUUUUUGUACUGUUGCCAUCUCACAAGAAAACAAUGAUUUUCCUGUGAUGAUUCAUGGAGUUUAAUUUUCUCUAAAAAAAUAAUUGUCACAGCUCUCCUGGUUAGUAGAAGCUUGGUCUUCAGGAAGUACGCCAAAAGCCAACAGUCACUUCUGAGAUUCUGAUCUUACCAUGGUUCUCAGUCCUUUCCACUGUUGGUCAAAGAGCCUUUUUUCCUUUAGCUCUAAUGAGAACACCUCCUGUCACCAGGACAGACCUCGAUCCUCUUAGUCUUUUCAAAUAGAGACACCCACAUCAAACGAUACCCAGCACAGGGUCUGUUUGAAGGUAUACCAGAAAGUCUCGAGGGUGCUUCUUAUGCAGGCUUCUUCAUAUGAAUGUAUACAGCCUACACCGUGCAUUUCUCUGUUUGAGGCUGGCGGGUUCAAAGCCCCCCUUUUAAAGACGAACCCUCCCCUAUUCUGUGUGGAGUGUCAGCUGUGAUAGCCUAUUGACAUGUUAAUGCAAUGUUAAUGUAUUCUGAUAGAUAAUCUGGCCUGAUCACAGCAGUCUUUGGCUCACCAAGCCUGUGUGAGGUGAAUUUGGUGCCACAGCAUUCAUCAAUCCUUCUCCCCCAGUAUUUCUACUCUUGCUUGGUUAAAUGGGAGCAGUGUUUUUUUUUUUUUAAAGCACGGUGGCCUGAUGAAAUCUGCCUUAUUUUCUCUUUGACUGACUGGUAAUAUGUAUCAGUACGCUCCUUUCUUUUGUUGUCAAGCUGCUUGUUGCUUGAUUUGUCAGUGGAGGUGAUGUAAUCCCAUUCCAAUUUGGUUGUUUAUAUUGCAAGGGAUCCGUUGAGGAGCCAUUGGAUUUGCUGUUUUUUUUUUUUUUUUUAGGUCACAUCUACUGCAGGUCAUAAAAAAAUCAUCUGAUAACUAUCACGCCUCUCUGGAUGGUUUAUUUAGCCCCAGUAAAUCGGAGGCAGGGCUAAGCAGCAGAGAAAGGGAGCUCAGCUGGUUGUGAGAGAGAAGAGAGCAGCUCGAUGCAUAUUAGACUUCAACAGCCCUCCCCGCGGCCUGGGAGCUCCAGUAACAGCAUAAUACACACUAUGUAGGUCAGAGACGCUGCAGUGCUCCACUUCCCCAGCCCAGUGAAACUGACAGGCUGGAACGCCACUGGCGGUCUGCUGGGACGGAAGGAUGAGAGGCUUUUUUUUUUUUCCUCCUCUUCCUCUGCUCUUCUUUUCUUCGUCCCCCUCCCCCACCACCUCCCUCCUCCCAUGAUUCCAUUUCCUUGCUCCCACUUGUGCUCCCUCUUGUGUCUUUGUGCUGGUUUCAUACGUCCUGUACGUAUUGUUCUGUGUGAUUUGGAUUCUUAUGUAAUACGGCACGUCUCUGAUGUGUUGAUGUGUUGGUACAGUGCCCUGGCAUGCCUGGGCUCUGUUGACCUGCGGACAGUGCAUCACUGCCUUCUGACAGCUAUCCAACCCUGUGGUCAUCUCUGUCACACAACAGCCCUUAACUAUCUUAUUACUCUGGUGUCCUCGCUGCAAGCCCCUACAGAAGCUGUGUGCACCACCGCGCUAAGAAUAUCCAGUCACAUGUUUCUAUUACCAUAUGCAAAGAACUUACCCUCAUCCAUUUAGCUUCUUUCCUGCUCUGCAGCAGUUGCUGGAUUACAUUAACUGUCUGUAUGCUCUGCGUUUUUAAUGCUGUUUUUGUCUCCUUUCCCCCCCACCCAUUCUUUGUUCCUGUUUUUCCUCUCACUGCAGGAUGCUGUUUUGUAACUUUUUAUACAAGAAAAGCUGCACUGGAGGCCCAGAAUGCACUGCACAACAUAAAGACCUUAAGUGGGGUGAGUAAGCGCAGUAUGGGCUUCUUUUAGCAGCUUGAGCCCCCUCUACAUCCCUGAUGCAGACUGUGAGCUGUGUGCCGGCCAGUAAUGAGCUCUCGCCUCACUGAACUGCACGUCUGGCCUGAAAAAUAUCUCGGCCCACACUAUACACCAACACUACACUGAGCGCUGCCCUGAACCUGCACACACUGAAUUGAUGACCACCUGACCCUUCACGCAUACAUGCAGGCGUCAGGUACAUUGCGUUUGACCAGGCAGCAGGUUACGCCCUAAAACACAGGACCCUAUUUUCAAAAAGUGGAGCAGGCUGUCAGUGCCUGUCUUCAUGAAUCACUGAUGCACAUCUACAUUUUAUUUCCAAAACUUGGAUGACUGAAAGAAGUUUGUUCAAGACAUUGUAGCCUGCAGUCUUAAUCCUUUACCUGAUUUAUCUCGAGAGAUUAAAGCCCAGCCAGCUGGAAUAAAUUCAAUUGCUUGUUAAACCUCUACAAAUCUUCCAACCUAUAUGGUGCUCUAAAUUACCCCUUCUUCCAAUCAAUUAAAUCUAUACCCAACAACUCCCCCCAUCAAUAAAAUCAAUAGUCCAGUCCAUUGGAAAAGGAGCUGUUGUCAGUGAGGUUACAGGUAAAUAUUGAACCAGGUUGAUAAAUGAGUGUAUCAGGCUGUAACUCUCUUCAGCCGAGGACUAUCCAUCAAGGCAGACAUUUCAAAUAACGUGUGGUCUAACAGCUCAGCUAUCGAAUCCCGGAGCUCCAGUCAUACUGUUACUGGCAUUGACUGCAGGUGACUGAGUUCUGUUUGCGUGACAGUAGAAAAAGCUUGUUUCCCCGUUCCAGUUUUCUCUCCCUUCUGCGCCUCGCUCUCCUCGGUCAGCAACGCCAGCCAGUGCCCAUACUGAGCGGGCCAUCUGUCUGCUUGUCUUUAGUGCUUGUCAAAAACAAAACCCACCACUUUUCAUAAGUACAAACUGCUCAGGCGUUUUCACGGGCUUCAUUUAUUUCCCUUUCACAGAGCAUGGCAGGUAAAUAUACUUGAAAAAUACACUGAAACGCAUUAAACUGAUCCCAAAGAAAACGUUCUGUAUCCAUUUUCCAAACACAGAAAGAAAAAAUAUAUCAUGUUCUGAGAUCUAGCUCUGCAUCUGAUGUGAUAUUCAACACGAAGUUAAAGAAAUGUAUUACCUUAGACAAAGCCAACAUGGACUGACAUUUGAGAGACAGAGCUGGCGUGCUUGUUACCUGCUACAUAAAAUUGGACUAAAGAAGAUGAGCAGUGUUGACAGGGAGAAUCGAUGGAUUCAACCACAAGCUAAAAAAUAAAAAGAAGUGAAAUGGGGUGCCAGAGAGUUUGAUCCUUGCCCAUCAGCUCAUAGACACUUCCUUCUGUUCUGGCUGUGGUGAGCGUUGAUUGUUUCAGCGUGAGAGAACUAAACAAGGAGUGGAGAGAGUGUUGAAGGUGGUGUUUGUGGGACUGAUGUGAGACUCCUGCUAUAAGAGAUAACAACGAGCACUUCUCUACUUAAAAAUCCAAACUUAUGUCAAUAACUUGUGCAUUUUUUUUCUUUCUAGAUGCAUCAUCCUAUCCAGAUGAAACCCGCUGACAGUGAGAAAACAAGUGGUAAGUGGUUUUAUGUGAAGUCUAGAGCGAUGGGGAUAAAAAGAUGAUGCUUGUGUUGAAAAAUAUAAGUGGACAAGAUUUAGAUAUGACAAAUGGGGUGUGAGAUUUACAAAGGAGUGGGUUCAGGGUCUGUUUAGUGCAAAAGAACAGUCUGAGAGGGACUUGUUCCAGGGAAUGCACAGCAAUACACAAUUUUCUCUAUAGAGUCAGAGGUUAGGAGGAUUAAGGGCUUUAAAAAGCAGCAAGGGGAGAGAGGAAUAGAGCAGGUAUAGAGGAUCUAGAGGACAGCACCAAUAGGUGAUACAGUCAUCUGUCUAGAGAAGCUGACACUCGUCAAACAAAGCUGCUAGUUGCAGAGAUUUGUGCAGGAGACCGGAAACUCAAGGAGAGGCACAAAAUAUAGCAGUAAGAAAAAGAGUGUCGCGAUUUAACCUGAUUUUUUUUGCAGCUGAAUAAUUGUUUUAAGGUCAAUUGAAUAGUUGUUCUCUUCUCAUCCAUGUGCAGCUGUAGAGGACAGAAAACUCUUCAUCGGAAUGGUUUCGAAGAAAUAUGGCGAGAACGAGAUCCGAAUGAUGUUCUCAUCUUUCGGACAGAUCGAAGAGUGCCGAAUCCUCCGGGGACCAGAUGGUCAGAGCAGAGGUAGGUGUGCUCUCAGCGCAAGCAGAGCGUUCUUGGCCUCACAGCCUGCCGCCUUCAGCAUAGCCCGAGUACAUAUUCUCAUAGAGUAUUCAUACAGGCCCCUCCUUACUUCUUCACAUAAACCCCUCCCUCCCUCCUAAAUCAAGUGCUAUUCACCUCGAGUAGCACCCAUUCCAUCCCCAUAGUCUUUCCACCGUCACUGGUACGCUCAGCCUCCACAUCUCACAGUGAAGGGCCACCUCACUCGCUGUCCGGCACAAUGGACCGUCGCCUUGGCAACCGUUGGCUGCUGGUGUUUCGUGGGCUCAGCUGGCAGGCGGCUUGGCUCAGCUCAGCUCCUCCUUUACCGCCUCCUUCAUCACACUCAACAAAGGCUGGAAUUAGCCUGUCGUUGCAUCUCCCACAUACCUCUCUGCUGCAUAAAGCCUCAGACAGCAGGCAGCACGAGGCUCUCAUGUUGAUGUAUGUGAUUAAACCUUAUAGCAGAGAUUGUCGCGCCCGAAAUUCUGCUCUUUCAAGUAAAGAUAAGCGACGUAGCCGCAAUUUGAGAACCACCACAGCUCAUUUAUUCUAGCAGAUCAAAGUCUUUCAGGGUCUAUUUAUGUGUGCAUUGUAUGUGUUUAUAAUCACAUUGACUGUUUCACCACGUAGUCGAGCCUCUGGGUGGCAAUUUAAUCCGUUGAUCACUGUGCUCAUGUGACAUGUGUUACUGUUCUCCUUGUUGUGUUCUUUCUCUGUGUGCUAACCAGUGAGGGUGGUUCUGUGUGCUUGGGAGUUGCCAUUUUCUGUACUGUAAUGUGUUUUUUUGGGGUUCAUAACGAGUUGUCCAAACCUUUUGUCUUGUUUUGUUUCUUCUUGUCCCUCCCUCCCCCCCUUUCCCUUCUCCUAUUGUUCCCCCCCUACAGGCUGUGCGUUUGUCACAUUUGCUACCAGGGCAAUGGCACAGAAUGCAAUCAAAACCAUGCAUCACUCUCAGACUAUGGAGGUACUGUACCCCUUAGCACCUAUUUCUCAUUUUUCCCCUUCCCCUCUCAUACAUUCUGCUGCCCCCUUGUGUUGGAAAGAGAGAAGAACCUGCCUUAGCAGAUGGCAUCCAUUCAUCAAAGAGCAUGAGCCAUUUCCAAAACCACUCUUGCCAAUUACAAAAUUACAUUAUUGCCUGCAAAAUAAUUGAAUAAACUUGAAAUAUGGCCUUUCAUAAAGCUACCGAGUCAGGAGAUAACAGGACACGAGGAAUUGCUGUCAUCUCAUAUUUUGGGCUGAACUAAAUAAAUCUCUGUCUCGAUGAUGAUGAUCAUAUGUUGUAGCUAAGUCGCUCCCUUCUGCCAUUAUCGAUCUAUAUUCUUGACCACAAGAACAAGAGUCUACUGGAUCAAAUUUAGGUUAAUGAUGAAUUAACCUAGACUGGAGCGGCAAGCUUCCCUGAGAGAGUUCUACAAAAACUGGGUCCAUGUCAUUGUGUAGCUGGUGGUGUCUUAGUGGAAGUGGAGCAGCGGUAAUUUGACAGCUAGCAGGUCAGAGGCUCCCUAGUGAAGCAUCAGACCAAGUCUAAUUAGCAGCCCAACCAAACAUAACACUCGUCGUACCAGAACGCAGGCCCCAGCACUGGUGCUUCCUAUUUACCCUGCCGUCACAACCUCCAAAACCCCUCAGCUGCCAAGGGAGGUGCUGCUGGUGCAGAAGCCAUUUUCCCUGUCCAGCCUGGUCCCUGUCUGGCUCUCAACUCUCAAGAGAUAUUUGCACCGCAUGCCUCAUGUUCACGCGUCUGUCUGAACAGUAUGUGACUGUUUGUGAGAUUGUGUGUGUGUGUGUGUGUGUAUGAGGCAUUGCAUUUUUUCUUGUUGAUGUCUGCUGACAUAUCUCCAUUUGAAUGUCACGUUUUAAGUGUUGUCUCCAUCUUCUGUCUGCUUGUCUGUGGACUCCAUUCGGCUCCUCAGAGUGCUAAACAAAUUCACUGUCUGCAGCAUUAUCCUGUGCCCCUCUCUGGAAUGUGGCCUGGCUCAGCUAUGCAUGGCAGUUGUCCUCUGUGUUAGCUUUGAUAUGAAUGCAACAGGAACAAAGAACAAAUGUCUUGAGGCAUAGAUGAUACCCCUCUUUCAAAAAAAAUUCCUAGCAAUGGCUUUGUCCUUGAAGUGGCAGAUAAACUUGGAAACGUUGUCUGGGUUUGCAUUGUCCUGACGUCUCUGACCUCUCCUCCGCUCCAGGGCUGUUCCUCACCUUUGGUGGUGAAGUUUGCAGACACACAGAGAGAUAAGGAGCAGCGGCGCUUGCAGCAGCAGCUAGUACAGCAGAUUCAGCAGCUCAAUAGCGCCUCCACUUGGGGAAACCUGGCUGGCCUUGGGACUCUCACACCGCAGUACCUGGCAGUAAGUGUUUCUCAAACACGUCGAUCCGCUGGUUUGCUUUAGUACUUAUUUAUUAUCAUAAGGUUCAGCCUCUGCAAACUGUGUGGAGAAUUGGUUUUGGCCUUGGGAAGCAUCCAAGUCCCUGUACAAACAGACCAACUAGUCUUAAUACAAACAUUAAAUGUUGUAGAAGCAGGUUUUGCUCUCUUUGUUAAAUGAGGCCAGUGAUGGCUAUAGAUGGGAAAGCAGCUGCCAUUUAAUUUAUACAAUAUACAGCUUUUUAGCACUCAAAAGUAUGAAAGGGGAAUGGAAGCUCUGAUUAAAAUAUCAAUAGAAUGAACCUGCUGCAGUACAGAUGGUUUUAAAAGGUGUUUCAUAAAUUCAAACAAAGUUUGAUGAUAAUUUGAUAGAGCAGGAUGUUUAAGUUUAACUAUAAACCAGUUCUCUGAGCUGCCAACAAGAACAUGUAGUGUUAGGGGCUCUGGCUUUGGGACACCGGCAUGUGACGUGCACAUGCUGCUCUGAUUAUGAGCCAACAAGCAAAGGACUUAGAAUAAGGAUACAGAGUCUGUUGGUAAAUGUUUCUGAGCAAAGUAGGUUACAGUAGCAUCAUGUUGAGGUUUGAAUGUUGUAAACGCAAAGAAAAAGAAGGAAUAUUUCAUUUGGUGACAUCUCGAUGAACCUGUCCUUAUGCAGAAUUCACUCUGCCUCAUCAAUGCGCCCCUGGCUAGAGCCUGGUUUAUAGUUAAGCACUGACUCUACGCUACAGCUCCGCCAUAAUGGCCUAUGCCAUUAAAACCGUGUAAGCUCAGAUCAUAAUGAAAUUGGCCCUUUUUUUUAACCCGUCCUUGCGUUUUGGUGUAACUAUGAAUAAUGAAUUCUCUUAACUGUCUUUGGUUUAAGCAAACAGCAAAAGAAAUAGAACGUCUGUACUUGACCAAACAUCCUGUGCUGUAUGACAACUUUAUCUUAGAAUAAAAAUGAGGUCACCAUGGUUUGCUUCUUGCCCAGGAAAACAAAGACAUUGUCUUAAACAGCCAGAUCAAAAAAAGUGAAAUUUAAAUAUUUGAUCUUGAUUCCAGAAACUUCUAGAGGAAUUUGGCAUGAUACAUUUUUAAAUGAUGAGAUUGUAGUAUACUACCUAGAUUAGACAUUAGGUUAGAUAAAAGGAAAUUAAGAAUUGACAAAGUUUGUUCUAUACAAUACAAUAUACACAACAUAAAUAGAAAAAUAGUUGUGAAAUCAGACUCUCAGCUCAAGAAUUGUAAAGGUGUGUGUGUCCUAAUUCUAAUCCAUUUCUCUUCUUGUUCCCAACAGCUGCUCCAGCAGGCCACAUCUACCAGUAACCAGGGCAGUUUCAACGGUAUUCAGAGGCUAGGAGGUGAGAUCUUCCCUUCACAUGUUGAGACCAAUGUUCACAGCUCACCCUGUAUAAAUGAACAAGCCGGCGCUUUUCAUGUUAACAAACCUUGUGACUCAGUGCACGCCUACGUGGUUUUUACUGCAGUAAACCACAUUGCUCCUGGAGAUCAGUGAAGCUGUAAUAGUUGGCCGUUAUUCUCGGUCUUUUCAGGCUACUGGAGGGCAAACACACGGCACAUGACUAUGACUUCAUAAAAUGAAAGAGACCUGUGAAAACAGAUCAAUGUUGAUUUUAAGAACGAGCAGACUCCAUAACUACAGUGAGGCUGGUUUUGUGUAUUGAAGUGUAAUUUCUAGGCGUGUACCACAUUGUCUGCAUCAUUUAACACAUACCUCUUAGUACCGUGACCAUCUGCAUAGAUAUAAGUUUGAACAAGAAAAAGAUGGCGCUUCAAGGGAUGAAUAUAAUGAAAGUUGUUUUUUAAGCAUGUACCGGAUGUGACAUUGAUUGCGAGAAUACCACAUAGAAACCAGGAGGUGUGUUAUAGGCGAGCGUGUGUAGUCCUGAAAAAACACUUUACCUUGAACUUUGAAGGUGUUUUCUGUCCAAGUUUGUCUCUUCUUGUUGUAAGUCAUUGAUAAUCACCUCUGUCUCUGUUCUUCCUGCAGGUGUGAAUCCCCUACAGCUGCAGAACUUGGCCACAUUAGCUGCUGCUGCGGCUGCAGCUCAGAGUUCUGGCAGCCCGACCUCCACCAGCGCUCUCUCUACAAACAGUGCAGCCCUGGGAGCCUUGGCCAGUCCUGGUAAUUAAAAAAACAGCAUGAUCCACAUUUUUAGGAUGUGAAUGUACUUCACAUGGAGUAUGAAACAUCGAGGAAGUUGCUCAGGUUGUCAAUGAUCACAGUUCUGAUGACUUUUUGAGGUUAUCUUUAAGUAGAACUCAAAUGGAAGUCAGAGCUUAAAUGAGUGUACAUACAUUCUCCCAGCUAGUCCUCCUGCUGCUGUGAUGGUACUAACUGCUUAAAACUCCCUCACUCGCUAUCUGCAUAACAGCCCUCAGCCAUUCCUCAUUUAUUUUAUGGGAGUUAAUCACCCUCAUAUAAAAUUUUAUGAGAGCCCCCAUUUCCCUUUAAUCUGUGUAAAUAUACAUUGGCUCCGUCUGCCUGAUUUUAGCAUAUUGCUGCUGCGGUAAUGACCUCUUCUCGUUAGGAGACAGAUUUUUAACUGCCCCCUCUCUGCUGUGUCAUCCUCUCAUAACCAUAACAAUUUGUGGUUAAGGUGCCAGGCACUUAGAUAGAUAUAGGACAUUUUAUAUAAAAAGAAAGCCCCCUCUGUGGUAACCCAUAUGCUCUUUUUUUUUUCCCUUGUGCUCCUGAACAGCCGGUUCAACAGCAGGGUCUAGUGCGGGUGCUGCCAUGAACACCUUGGCAUCUCUGGGCACUCUGCAGGGUCUCACAGGAACCUCUGUGGGCCUCAACCUCAACGCUCUCACCAGCAGCGUCAGUGGUAAGGGCGUCCUUUUCAAUUGACCAGCAUAAGCUAAACUUGUUAGCUUGUGUCAUUUACUUAACACUUUUUAAGAUGUAUUCAUGCAUCAACAUAUUUGUCACUGAGGUUUGACUUUGCAAUUGUUAAACUGGAAUUCAUGAUGUCCUGGACUUCAUUGUUCAAUCCUUUGUUUUAAGGAAGAUUAUAAGAAACUCGUAGCAUUAUAGAACAUCACUUACUUUGAACACGACACAGGGCUCGACAGUGCGACCAGUGCGAAUUGUAAAAUGUAGUUAAGGGCACAUGUGCGCAUAAAAAAAAUACUGCGGUGAAGUUAGUUUUAGGUUGGAUAUUCGAUGGACAUUCACGGCGGAUCUACCUGUGUCUUCUCACUCUUCAUAACCGGUAAUAGCAACAGCAGCAGCAUCCUGGCUGUCAGGGUGUUGAAUAAGGGACCAUCAAUAAAUUAGUGGUUGAGGUUCUCAAAGAAAGGCUGUUUUCCUUUAAUAGCUUCCAUGUCAUGUGACCAAUUGACCUAAAAUUGGUUUCAAAUAAUAAUACUUAUAUCGACCAAUAAAACACACCUCUUUAUUUCCCUAAUUUGUCCUCAUACAUUUUUUGUGUUAAAUUUAAAGGCAAAUUUUAAACAUUUUCUUCAAUAGCUUCCAUGUCAUGUGACCAAAAGACCUAAAAUUAAUUUCAAAUAAUAAUACUUAUGUCAACCAAUAAGACACACAUUAUUUGAUCAAUUUUCACCCUGAAGUUCUUCAUGUGCUUCUUACCUUUUCGAUUGAGGAGCAGAUGCGCUCCUUGUGAGAAAAGUUAGUGUCAAGCCCUGUGACAUAAUUUUAUUUUAACAACUCUUGGGAGGUUUGAAUAAAAACGAUUCCUCAUUUUUGUAAAAGUAGAGUAUUUGUACUAGAUUGCAUAAUAUAGCUUAGUGCACUUAACACUGAGGUGGCAAACAAAAGGCUGCUUUUAAAAGUGUGAUUUUCUCCCCCCCUGGUGGUCUUAAAUAUGAACUGCAGCUUUAAAUUGACUGGGCACACAACCCAUGAAUAAAUCUCAAUCUCUUUCUGUGCCAUAGGGAUGGGGGGUAUGAAUGGAGGUUUAGGAGCCUCCAUGGCCAAUGGAUCAGCAGCCAGCUCCAUGGAUGCUCUGACCCAGGCCUACUCAGGUAUGCAGCAGUACACAGCCUCUGCCCUGCCCUCCCUCUAUGGCCAGUCUCUCCUGCAGCAGAGCAUUGCUGGCAGUCAGAAGGAAGGUGAGAAGUUCCCCAGCACACAAAAACACACCUUUGCAUCACAUCUUCAAAUUUAUCUUGUUUUUUAUUCUUGUAUUUUUUCGCCUCAUUUCAUCCCAGCUUUCUUUGUUGUUCAUAGAAAAACAUACUACAUUUGUCUAACUUGAGUUUAUGAUUUUCUUACCAAAUGGAGUAGGGCCAGAGGGCGCCAACCUGUUCAUCUACCACCUGCCCCAGGAGUUUGGGGACCAGGAUCUUCUGCAGAUGUUUAUGCCUUUUGGAAAUGUGGUCUCUGCCAAAGUCUUCAUCGACAAACAGACCAAUCUGAGCAAGUGCUUCGGUAAGUGUGUUAGCGCUUUCAGUCUUUUUACGCCUUCUGCUGUGUAGUUAACACAGAUGCCCUAGUGAGACCCUGGCCUCUAUUUGAUAUUGAACAGAACUAACUGCGAGCAACACAACAGGAAAAACACAAUUACCGUAUUUUUCGGACUAUAAGGCACACUUAAAAUCCUUAAAUUUUCUCAAAAAUUGACAGUGCGCCUUAAAAUCCAGCGCACCUUAUGUAUGAUUACUUGUUGUGCUUACUGAUCGAUUUUAUGUGGUACAAUGCGCUCAAAAAUCUGUCAGUGUUUAAGUACGACUUCAGGAAGUAACAAAGCCGCUCCGCUCAAUGGAUAUUCAGAGCAUUACGGUAACUGUCGUCUGAACAGCCAAGUACCAGUAACAGCAACGAGACUGUCUCAGAUAAUGACGAGUUGGAUCUGGGCAUGCUUGAUGCCGAAACUGCACAGCUGUUUAACUCAGACACUGAAGAUGAAGAAUUUGAUGGAUUUGUGGAAGAGGAAUUAAUCAAUAAGUGAGCGUAUUUUUCUGUACCGGUAUUUGUUAUUAGAACAAAUUAAAUAAGUUUGAUUUACUGGACUGUGUCGUUUUGCUUAAUGCGCCUUGCAAUCUGGUGCGUCUUAUGUGUGAACAUAGACACGUUAAUUUGUAGUGCGCCUUAUAAUCCGGUAAGCCUUAUGGCCUAUAAAAUACGGUAUUUCCGUGAAACAUAAAAUAGGCAACCAAAAUUCUCCAAACUCUUCUUAGUUUACAAAGAAACACUUAAUAGUCUUUUUUAAAGAAAUCAAUUAUUCUAAGGGAUAUUAUUUUGUGGAAAAUUGUCUUUUUUUCUAGUUUCAGUCAGUAUUUAUUGUAGUUGCUUUUCUUCCUAUAAAGUAACCAGAAAAAUCUGUUGUCCCUUCUUGUGUCCUUGAAGUAAAUGGUUAUGUGACUCUAAUGUCAGUCUGGGCAGCUCCUCCUACAAGAAACACUAAAAUAGAUAUCAGCUCGCAGUGGUGUGAAGGGGUCUAUUUUUUCUGUUUGAUUGCUACAUAAGAAAAUAGUUCACCUUCCACUGUUUGUCUGGUUUUCCAAAUUUUACAUAUGAACCAUUGUUGCACAUGAAACUGUAAUAUGGAAGGUAUCUUGAUUCGUUUCGUAAACCUUGAGAGAGAACGAGGGGUUAUUUUAUUGACUGAGUAUCCUCCUCGUUUCAGGGUUCGUCAGCUACGACAAUCCUGUGUCUGCCCAAGCUGCCAUCCAGGCCAUGAAUGGGUUUCAGAUCGGAAUGAAGAGGCUGAAGGUUCAGCUGAAGCGCUCCAAGAAUGACAGCAAACCCUACUGAUCCUAGCCCUGGGGCCUCCCCCCUCCCCAGCUCUAAUGCUAGCACUGCUAGGGUAAGUUCACCCUCCAGCCAAGGUCAACACAGCAGAGACUCAGGUGGGGGGGCAGGGGGAAAGGAGCCCACAACAGGAGGGAGCCUUCCUGAAAAAGACAAAAAAGUGGUUGCAAUGAUCUUUUUCCACAUUUUUGCUGUAUUUCAUUCCUGCGGUUUUCUCAUGUAAUUUGAGUCGGAUUAAAUAUUUUAAUGUAUAUGAUUAUUUAUGACUAUCACUGGAGUCAGUGUUCGCUGGAGGUAUUUCGUGUCACUGUUUGGUAGUGGAGAGCAUCAGGUGUGUUUCCAUACCAUUUCAUUGCCUUCAGGUCAAGUGAGGAAGGUUGACUAAGGAUCAUCUGUUGUGUUGAAGGGCUGCAGCCAGGCCGGGUCGACCCUGAGCCCUGAGCUUCAACCUGCAUUUGGCUUCUUCCAUGUCGUCUGUCUCGUUCGUUUCCCAUCCUUCAAUGUGAAAAUCUUUUGCACUCUUAAAUCUUUCGACCUUUGCUCCCCCUCCAUCUCACCCCUCACUGACUCCCACUCGAUCUCUUUGUCAUUACGUAAGCCAUGUCCAGCUAGGCUACCUCUCUCUCUUUUUCUCUGUUAACAACCUCUUCAAGUCCAUUCCAUCCAUCCUCCAAGUCUCCCAUAAAGGGACUGGUUCUAGAUGGAUCUCUCUGGGUGCCAAGUACAACGUUUUUGCAUGUCGGAGUCUCUGCCAUAUGUCCUGGUGGCGUCACUUUCCUUAAAUCUGUGUAUCGUUUUUGUGUGUCGGGAAGAGAGAAAGGGGGGGAAAUGUUUAUCACGCUGUCCUUACUGUAUGUGGUGAUUUGUUUUUGUUGUUUUUUGUGCCUCAUGGCUAAACGAUUCUUGUGCUGUGCCCCUAACUUUCUCUUCUCUCCUCUUUGUCUUCUCUCUCUCUGUGUCUCUCUCUCUCUGUCUCUUCCUUUCACGUUUUUGUUCCUUUUUAGAACAAAUCUCCAUGCCUGUUUGCUCAUCAUUAGCCUAGCAUGUCUUCAUGAUGUUGAAAGCCAAGCCAAACUCCUGGCCUCAUCAUCCCACCAUUGUCUGUGAUGUCUCUCUAAGCUCGCCUGACCAAUACCUGGCCACCCACUGACCCUUGACCUUAGCUCAACCUGAUUUUUCUGCAUGUAUAUUUUCUUUUGUGUUUUUUUGUUUUUUUCUUCUGUAUAGAAAUGUGACAGGUGGGAGAGAGGUCAAGCAAAUCAAUGUGAAAACUUACCUGCGUUGAAUUCAUUUAAGAGACCUUUUUGGUUUUUUUUUGUUUUUUUUUGCGAAUGUUUUAAAAACCUGUGGGAUUUCUUAUUUUUAACUAAGCUUCAUUUUUUAUGUUGCUUUCUUUUUACCUCUCUCAGUAAAGUUCACUUGAAAGUUGAAUACAGGGAUCGGCACACAGCUGUGCUAUUUGGUGCCAUUAGCAAUAUGGUGGCUUCUUAAGAAGAAAAAAAAAAAAACUAGACCACUUUCCAACACUUUUGAAAGUCUGACCAGUAAAAGCCCUCUCUCAGUGCUCUGUAAUGAUCUCUACAUUUUGCGGGCAGUGUGAAGAUUUACACCAAGGCUAUUUAAAAACAUAUUUUCUUUUCAUUUAGGAAAAUAUCCAGUGUAUUAACUUUUUUUGAACUAUUGAUGGCACAAUAAAAGGUACAUUUGCUCUGUUGAGAGGAAUGACUACCUACAUGAGUCAACUUUUUUAGAACUGAUUCACAAAUAGACAAUCUGUGGUUUAAAUGCACACUUAGAUUACCUAUAUUUUAUACCAUUGAAUCUAUAGAAUUUAACUAACAGAACCCAGGCAAAACUUUGGGUUUUUUGUAGAUUAUGUUGUAAUGUCAUCUGUGUGUUUGGGGGGGAGGGGUCUUCAGUGUACUGCAUUUUUAAAGAGGACUAAAAUUCAGUUUGAUCAAUGUGACCGCAUUUCUAGUCAACUAAAAACACACUUUAAGUCCAAAAUUUCCUCAGCAUUAAUUGUAAUUUAAAGUUCUUGUUUGAAAAAAAAAAAAACGUACAUUUUCUUAUACGGUCACAGUGUGUAGACUUUUAUUUCCUGUGUUAAAGAAAAUUUAGUGUUCAAUUCCACGGUACGUCUCGUAGACUUUCUGUGAAUUUCUCAUUAAUUAUUUCAUUAAUGGAUGUUUCACUUUGGUUAGGUUUGGAUGCCUCAUGUUGAAAGAUGACGACUUACAAUGUCUGUUAAUCAUACAGAUGCCAGACAAUGUCUCUUUGUUUUAUUUUGCUGUUAAAAGUGCCCAUGUGUCAAACUCAGUGUUUUUUUUUCUUUUGAAUUCACAUGAGAUAGUUUCCUGUAAUGUUAACCUAGUUUUCUCUACACACACAGACACACACACACACUCACAGUACACAACAGCACACUUUUUGUGAUUACAAAUGUGGGAGCCCCUGAAGAAGAGAUCUUGGACACACGACACACAGUCUGUGGGUCUCUGCACAUUUUAUAGACACACUCACGAUGCUUUUUUUUAUGUUUCGCUGAUUGUUCUUUUUAAGUGACUUCCAAUUUCAUGUUUCAGUCGUACACGAUGCACAGCACAUUGAUACUACUAAAAUCACCACAACAGUGUUGGUUUACAAAUACAUUCCAUUUUUCAGCACAAAGUUUACACUUUUUUUUAACGGGGUGGUAUUUUGUCUGUUUGUACUACAAAAUAAAAACCACUUCACCCCCCCUCACCCCUAAAAACUGCAUACCUGAUGGCGCUAAAGAGUUGUCAACUCAGGGGCUUUUUUGUGUGUGAAACUCGACACUCACACGGGAUUAUGACACAAUGCACAAUUGUCACCAUUUGACCUUUUCUGUUUGGAUCUGUUUUUUUUUUUUUUCUUCUUCUUCUUUUUCUCAAAAUACAUAUAAAUAUUCCAAAAAAAUGAAAAGAAUAAAAAACAAAAAAGGUACCAAAUUUGAAACAGUGCUGGAGGAAAGUUGUGGUUUUGUAAGAGAAACGUUAAGCACAAUUGUGGGAGCUAAUCACUUUUGCAGAAUGUUGUGUGUGAUUUCUAAUCCCAAAACUUGCAAGGUACCACUGAUUUCACUUUGUAAUACGGGCAUGUGCUUUUUACAGUGUGUUUUUUCUAUCCAAAUGCAAUACAAUAUUCAAAGUGCCAUAUAUACGUCUAGAAACUGCCUACACAUCCUUAUUAGGCCUUGGUUUAGAGAUUGCUGCAGUUAGCCUUUUUUUGUCUAUUUAUGCCAGUGUCAUGAAAGCUCUUGUCACCUGCUCAUGUCCCCCCUUCUUCCCCUCCCACUUUGUGUGUUGACUUUUUGGUAAAUGUGUAUUGUGAUGUACUCAAUUUGAACAAUUGUUUAAAUAAAUUGUAGAUAAACAAUAAACUUCCCUAUACAUUUGAAGGUUAAACCUCUUUCUUAGUGUGAACACGUGACCCGUAACACUUCGCUAUACAAACCGAUGGUUGAUCUGACGUGUUUGGGAAAUUUACUCAAAAGUUGCGAAGACGCUCAAGUACAGAGAGACGGCUUGGGCGCCAUGUUCGUAAGAUCGUUUAAAAAAAACUGUCUAAACACUGAAAUGAGUGUUGAUCUGGGAGGAUGUGUAUGGUGAAGUGUUACUGUGAAUGAAAGAAAAAAAAAAAGCACAAUGUACAGUCCACAGUGGUCCCAACAGGAACUUGACUCACUUCAGGGGCUUCCAUCACAAAUCCUGUUCAAGCUCUAACAAUCACUUUCUCUGUUCUGUGUUUUUCAUAUUCUUGAAGUGCUAUUUUUUGACUGUGUGGUAGCUUUGCAUCUCUAUAGAUAUUGUCUUGAUCCAAAACAAAAGUGAGGAGAGGAAAAAAAAAUCUCGUGUUAUUUUCUUGUCUGAUAAUCGGUAGGACUUUGUUCAUGUUCCACCAAUAAUUUAAUUGAUGUUUUCCUUGUCUUGAAAGCCAAAGUGGGUGCAUCUUGAUGUGAUCUGUAUUUUACAUACAGUAGUUAUUUUCUUCUGUUCAGGCAAUAUUUUUUUGAAACUGGGUGGGCUUUGAAAAAGGAAAAAAAAAAGAAAAAAAAAAAACAGGCUUUCCAAUUUCUACAACUGGUUGUUCAUAUGUAUUUUGUACCAGUGGAGCUUUUUAUAUUGGAAAUUAAAGAAAAAAAAUCUAUAUUGGAAAAAAAUUGUCUGGCCUCUCAAUGUGGCCUCGCCAUGACCAGGUCUUGAGUUUGGCCUCUUGGUGGUGUCAAGCAAUUUUUUUUUGGUUGUUGUUUUUUGUUUGUGUCUCGAAAAGAUGCCUGAUUUUGAUUUCUCUACAUGUUCCUCACUUUGUUGAUCAGUUUCUUUUUCGGGGAGGGGGGUUGGGAUCCUCUAAAAUCGUGGUAAGUUUCAUGUUAGUAUUUGUGCUGUCCACAACAUAGUUUAAUGGUCAUCAGGAUUUCAACAACUUGUGUGGAUAAUUGUCUUAGUUAAGAGUUAACUCUCUGUUUAGUUUGAGCCUUGCUUUUUACCUGUGUAAACUUUUUUUGUUCCUUUUUUUCCCCCAUAGCGGAGUGUGAAGCUGAAAGACUCUAUGUUCUUUUUUGGUCAAUGUUUGUUCAUGUGUGGUGUGUUUCUUUGCCUCUGUCUCCAAAUUAAACCAUAUCCCCUAAUAU